UUCAGACCAUUUUUGUUGGUCUCUGUGUGUGAUUCACGAUGAACAAGAUGAAGGAGAAGAAAAAAAUCACAGAGAAGAUACUAAAUCACGCGCUGGAGAUUAUCUAUCUACUGACUGGAGAGAAAUAUAUCCUUGUGAAAAAGAAUUCUCCCCACAGCAGCGUACACCAGCUAACCGGCGAGGUUUCCAUUAAAUGUGAUGAUGUUGCUGUCUAUUUCUCUAUGGAAGAGUGGGACUAUAUAGAAGGACACAAGGACGUCUAUAAAGCUGUGAUGAUAGAGGAUGAUCCUCACAUAUCCAGGAAUUCGGAAAUCCCAGCACCUAAGAUCGCAGAGACAUCUAAAGAACAUCUGGACCCUGUACAAAGUAGUGAUGCAGAACAGUGCAGACAAGAUACAGAGGAUAAUCAGUCGGCGCAAAUUAAUUCUAAGCCCAAGGCAGAAAUCUCCACUUGUAAAGAAAUUGUUGACGUUAUUUCAAAUGGGGAAAAAAGUGAUGAGACAACUGACAAUUCUACUCAACCAGCGAUGAAGUCUUCAAACUCCUCUGUAGAAAAUCUAGACACGAUCAUAACUGAAGAUAAAGAAGUGGUUACAAGUUGUGUUCAACUAGCAAAGGAAUCUUCAAAUACUGCAGAAAAGAAAACGGAACUAGCGGAAGAUGCUACUUCGAGGUACCAGACAGGAAUUCAGGACCAAAAGCAUGAAGCAGAUUCAGACGCAAGUCUUCUUGACGAAAGUGUAGACACCAUAUUAAUUAGCGAGGAUGAAGAAGAUGAAAAGAAUUUUCAAAAGGCGGAUUUAUAUUCAGACUCUUACGCAGAAUACUCGUUACAAGCAGAAGGACCUCUGUACAGAAACACGUUUGAAGAGUCGAUCACAGUGGACCGUUCCUCAAAUCUGAUGGUGGAGAACAUCUCAAAUAUGUUUCAAGCUAAGCCUGAAGGAAACUCUCUUUACUCAUCAUCCUUUUGCAACCCUCAUUCAUCUGUAUCGUAUAACUGUGAACAAUCUAUGGACUCUCCAAACAGGAAUUUUGUCAAUAGCUGCAACAACAUAGCGAUGACAAAUAUGCAAAAUGACAAGAAAAUUAGCAUACAUUAUGCUAACAUAAUUAAUAGAAUGCCCUUGUAUAACGAUGAUCUGUUGACACAUAGAGAAGAAAAAACCCAUCAAUGCAAUGUAUGUGGCAAACAGUUUCCUUACAAGUCUCGUCUUACUAUACAUCUGAGAUCUCAUACCGGAGAGAAGCCCCAUGGUUGCAAUGAAUGUGGCAAACGUUUUGCGGACAAAUCAAAUCUGUCCGUGCAUCAGAGAUCACACACAGAUGAUAGGCCGCAUAAAUGCAAUGUAUGUGGCAAACGGUUCCUUACUAAAACUAAACUUAUUGUACAUUACAGAUCCCACACUGGUGAGAAACCUUAUAGAUGCUUUGAAUGUGGGAGACAUUUUGCAGACAAAUCUAAUCUUGUUGCCCAUCGUAGGAUUCAUAGAGGAGGAGUAUCAUAGCUUUGAUGAAUAGUUUAUUUGUCAACAGAAUUCAUGUUUUGCAUCAGUCAUGUACUAUGGAAGAAUAUAAUUUAUAGAGCGUCUUUCUUCCCAAAGGAACUUAAAAAAACAUUAGUGCACUACCCUGGAGUUGCUAAACUGCUUUUAAUACUGGACUUAAUGGUACGAUUUAACUUGGUAGGAUGAGUGGUUAAGUGUCCACUCAACUUGUAACCUUAAAGGGACAGACUACACCAGAAUAUUUAUUGUUUUAAAAGAUAGAUAAUCCCUUUAUUACCCAUUCCCUAGUUUUCUGUAACCAACACAGUUAUAUUAAUACACUUUUUACCUCUAUGAUUAUCUUGUAUCUAAGCCUCUGCAAACUGCUCCCUUAUUUCAGUUCUUUUGACAGACUUGCAUUUUAUCCAAUCAGGCUGGCUCCUAGGAACUCCAUGUGCGUGAGCACAGUGUUAUCUAUAUGAAACACAUGAACUAACACCCUCUAGUGGUUAAAAACUGUCAAAAUGCCCUGAGCUAAGAGGCGGCCUUCAAGGGCUUAGUAAUUAGCAUAUGAACCUCAAUUAAGAAUACCAAGAGAACAAAGCAAAAUUGAUGAUAGAAGUAAAUUGGAAAAUUGUUUAAAAUGACGUGCUCUAUCUGAAUAAUGAAAGUUUGUUUUAGACUAGACUGUCUCUUUUAAAGAAACUUGCAACCUUAAAGUUAUUGCAUUUUGCUGAUGAACCAACCUGAGCAUUAUCUGAAGGCUCCUAGAUAUGGUUUAUUAUGAUGAACCAA
Messenger RNA from Bombina bombina (fire-bellied toad), 2282 nucleotides. RefSeq names its product zinc finger protein 567. The record is from RefSeq and is a predicted model, not a curated record. Lineage: Eukaryota; Metazoa; Chordata; Amphibia; Anura; Bombinatoridae. The transcript has 9 exons. Gene Ontology annotation, molecular function: DNA-binding transcription repressor activity, RNA polymerase II-specific. The coding region runs from base 39 to 1508 and encodes 489 amino acids. Gene Ontology annotation, cellular component: nucleoplasm. Gene Ontology annotation, biological process: negative regulation of transcription by RNA polymerase II.